This is a messenger RNA of Mytilus californianus (California mussel), 2064 nucleotides long. RefSeq names its product flavin-containing monooxygenase 5-like. The coding region runs from base 223 to 1827 and encodes 534 amino acids. The transcript has 7 exons. Lineage: Eukaryota; Metazoa; Mollusca; Bivalvia; Mytilida; Mytilidae. The record is from RefSeq and is a predicted model, not a curated record. Gene Ontology annotation, molecular function: NADP binding; N,N-dimethylaniline monooxygenase activity; flavin adenine dinucleotide binding.
CUAAAUAAUGACACGGACUUUCAGCUGACUGUCAUCAAAAUUUGUAGUUUUGUCAUUUAAGUUUUGAGACUAUAUUCCUAUUUAACUACCAAAUGAAUUACAAAAGUAUUUUGCAGUUUUGCUUUUAAAAGUAAACAAAAACAUGAGUUGAAUAUAGACAUUGACUGUGAAAUGAUAUAUCCGGGAUUAUUUUCUAAAAAUAGAAUAUAAAUACUAGUAGUCAUGAAGGUUGCAGUGAUUGGAGCAGGAGUCAGUGGAUUAACUGCUAUAAAGUGUUGUAUAGACGAGGGACUAGAACCAGUAUGCUUUGAAAGAACUAAUGAUAUAGGUGGGCUAUGGAGGUAUUCAGAUAACGUCACAGAAGGUCAGGCAUCCGUUAUGAAGUCAACCAUCACUAACACAAGUAAAGAAAUGAUGUGCUUUAGUGAUUUCCCAAUGCCAGCAGAAUAUCCAAUGUAUAUGCAUAAUACUUAUGUACAAAAGUAUUUAGAUUUGUAUGCUGAAAAAUUCAGUCUUCAGAAAUAUAUACAAUUUAAAACGGAGGUAUUGAGCGUUAUGAAAAAAGACGAUUUCGAACAGACUGGUCAGUGGGUUAUCCAACUGAAAGACAAGAAAACUGAUAAAGUGAAGGAAAACAUAUUUGAUGCUGUUCUUGUUUGCACUGGUCGUAAUAGUGAAAAGUAUGUUCCUAAUUUCCCAGGUUUAUCAAACUUCAAAGGAGAAGUUGUUCACAGCCAUGACUACAGAAAGCCAACUGGGUAUGAAGGGAAAAGAGUACUUGUCAUUGGAAUAGGAAAUACAGGAUCGGAAAUAGCCGUAGAACUUAGCGCAGUUGCUUCUCAGGUUUUUAUAAGUACCGGGCGUGGAACUUGGGUACUUUCCAGAAUAACCGACUAUGGUAUGCCUAUCGAUAUGACAUCUUUCAAAAGGAUUAUGAUGAAACUGAAAAAAAUAUUACCACAGUCGCUUAUUGAAAACUUGGUGGUGAAAAAAAUAAAUGCACGAUUUGAUCAUGCAACUUAUUGUCUUCAACCAAAGCACCGCGUCUUUGCUCAUAGUCCAAUUAUAAAUGAUGAAAUACCAAACCGAUUGGCAUCAGGAACAUUGAGGGCAAAAGCAGGUGUCAGAACAUUUACUGAAAAUGGUGUAAUAUUUGACGAUAAUACAGUGGAAGAAAAUAUCGAUGUUGUUGUCUUGGCAACAGGGUAUACAUUCAAAUUUCCUUUUUUGGACAAAUCUGUGACUGAAGUAAGAGAAAAUCAUGUAGAUGAACUAUACAAGUACAUUUUCCCACCAAAACUGGAAAAAUCAACUUUAGGUAUAAUCGGAUGCGCACAAGUACUUGGAGCAAAUAUGCCAGUAUUUGAGAUGCAGUGUAGACUGUCUACACGUGUUUUUCAGGGAAAAGUAAAUCUUCCAUGCUGUAAUGAUAUGAUGUUAGAUAUUAAAUCGAAACAAGAGGUACUGAAAGAAAAAUAUGUAAAAUUACAUAAACACACAGUUACUGUCGAAUACAUAGAGUAUAUGGAUGAACUCGCUACAUUAAAUGGAUGUCGACCUGAUUUUGGGUUAUUAUUUUGGUCAGACCCGAAACUGGCCUUAAACUGCUAUUUUGGGCCUUGUACACCAUACCAAUACAGACUACACGGACCUGGAAAAUGGGAUGGAGCAAGAAAAGCGAUAUUGUCGCAGUGGGAAAGAACAUUAGGACCCCUUAAAACAAGACCAUUAGGAUUUACAGAACAACCGUCAAAGAAGAACAUCUUACUAUUCUCUUUUGUAUUUGUUGUAACUAUUUGUUAUUUGCUUCAAGCUUUAUUUUUCUAAGUGAUUUUUUCUUGUAAGAGCAACGUUCAAUUAUCUUCGAGACUUUACAAAUGAUGUCUAAUGACGCUUUCUGAGGAUGCUAAAUAGAUUAAUGAAAUAGAUUUCUUUAAAUACCAUAGUUUCAGCUUUGUUCAUAAUCUAUUAAUUGAGAAAAAAAGAAAUUACUAAUUUGACCACCGAAAUGUCGAAAACAACUCGUUGUUGGAUAUUUAUUUUUGUAAUAAGAAGGAAGAAUUA